Cryptomeria japonica (Japanese cedar) is the source of this 2133-nucleotide messenger RNA. Its product is annotated as amidophosphoribosyltransferase, chloroplastic. Bases 222 to 1904 code for a protein of 560 amino acids. Lineage: Eukaryota; Viridiplantae; Streptophyta; Pinopsida; Cupressales; Cupressaceae. The transcript has 3 exons. The record is from RefSeq and is a predicted model, not a curated record. Gene Ontology annotation, biological process: purine nucleobase biosynthetic process; purine nucleotide biosynthetic process. Gene Ontology annotation, molecular function: amidophosphoribosyltransferase activity. Gene Ontology annotation, cellular component: cytoplasm.
ACAGCGUGCAAUGAUCGUUAACUCUGUAAAACAGAACAUUUAUGAACAAAGCCCGCCAACACUAGUCGCUGAAACACGCUAAAACUUUAUCCCAAUCAGACUGCAAAUGAUUUCCAUAGACGAUCGUUACACAUAUAUCCGCGGAUGGACUCAAGCAUCAUGAAAUUUACCUGAAAACAACAAUAAAAUUCUAUCCCAAGUAUUCUCAAUCCAUCUUACAAAUGGCGGCGGCGGCAGUGGUAGGGAGUAGCAUUGUAUGGCUAAAACGCCAUAGCAAAUUCCUCGCAAACCCUAGUCAUCCCUUGAUUCAGAGCAUUUUUCAGGUAAAUGACAGGAAAAAUGAGGCAGGUAUUGGUUCGUACGGCAUCGCCAUUGCGCAGAAUAUGCGCUUAGAAGCUCGGGCGGCCAUAAACCCCCAAAACCCUAUCUCGCAAUUCUUUGAAAAUGAAGAGGACGACGACGUUAUCAGGGAAGAAUGUGGAGUGGUGGGAAUCUAUGGUGAUCCAGAGGCGGCACGGCUGUGUUACUUGGCCCUGCACGCGCUGCAGCACCGCGGGCAGGAAGGGGCGGGAAUCGUAACCGCGACCGACGGAAGGUUGCAGUCCAUAACAGGCGUAGGACUCGUGGCUGACGUCUUCGACGAGUCUAAGCUCAAUCAGCUCCCCGGGAGCUCAGCCAUCGGUCACGUCAGAUACUCCACCGCUGGCUCCUCCAUGCUUAAGAACGUGCAGCCCUUUGUGGCCGGCUACAGGUUUGGAUCUGUGGGUGUAGCCCACAAUGGAAAUCUAGUAAACUACCAGACCCUGAGGGACCGGCUCGAAGAAAGUGGUUCUAUUUUUAAUACUUCUUCUGAUACAGAGGUGGUGCUGCACCUAAUUGCCAUAUCCAAGUCCAGGCCCUUCAUGCAAAGAAUUGUGAAUGCCUGUGAGCAAUUAGAGGGGGCGUAUUCGCUAGUGUUCCUGACUGAGGAUAAGCUGGUGGCUGUACGGGAUCCACACGGAUUUCGGCCCCUUGUCAUGGGUAGAAGGAGCAAUGGAGCUGUGGUAUUUGCCUCUGAGACAUGCGCGUUGGAUUUAAUAGAGGCCAAAUAUGAGAGAGAAGUGAAUCCGGGGGAGGUGGUGGUUGUGGAUGGGGAGGGCAUUAGUUCUCUUUGCCUGUUGCCACACCAGGAGCGCAAGGCCUGUAUUUUUGAGCACAUUUACUUUUCGCUGCCCAACUCAUUGGUCUUUGGACGUUCAGUAUAUCAAUCAAGAUAUACCUUUGGACAGAUCCUGGCAAAUGAGGCGCCUGUUGAUUGUGAUGUUGUGAUUGCUGUUCCAGACUCAGGUGUGGUGGCUGCUCUUGGCUACUCAGCACGGGCCAAUGUGCCUUUCCAACAGGGCCUUAUCAGGUCACACUAUGUUGGACGAACCUUUAUUGAGCCAUCACAAAAGAUUAGGGAUUUUGGCGUGAAGUUAAAGCUUGCCCCUGUCCGGGCAGUCUUAAAUGGCAAAAGGGUGGUUGUUGUGGAUGACUCCAUAGUUCGUGGCACAACUUCAUCAAAGAUUGUGAGGCUGAUCAAAGGGGCAGGUGCUAAAGAAGUUCAUUUGAGGAUUGCAAGCCCUCCUAUUAUAGGAUCGUGUUAUUACGGAGUGGAUACGCCCAGCAGAGAAGAGCUGAUUUCCAACAGACUUGGAGUGGAGGAGACAAGGAAGUUUGUUGGAGCAGAUUCUCUGGCUUUCUUGCCCCUAGAGAAAUUGAGGGGGCUACUCGGAGAGGAGGCUCCUACAUUUUGUGAUGCCUGCUUUUCAGGGAAUUAUGCAGUUCCCGUGCGAGAUGAGAAGGUAAAGAAGGUUGGGGACUUUGUGGAUGAUGGAGUGAAUGGGAGUGUGGAUUCUGGGUGGGUGAAAGCUCCCAAGCUCUAAAGCAUUGAUUCUGCUUCUGUUGUAUAAAUUCUUUUUUUAUGGAUGAAAACAAAGUUUUGCAAGUGUGGUGCGCAGUUUUUUAUUAUCUGUAUAAUUUUGAAUCUUGGGUUCAACUAUCUAUCUUAAUUGUAAUCGGAUUGUUACCUUUUUCUCAGCAUGUGCUGCUGGAAGAAUUUUGAGGUAUUUUGUAUUAAACUAAUCCUAUGCAGUCAGUGAUUUUCAAUGUUAA